Messenger RNA from Carlito syrichta (Philippine tarsier), 5684 nucleotides. It is a transcript of the gene SV2B, whose product is annotated as synaptic vesicle glycoprotein 2B. Gene Ontology annotation, molecular function: transmembrane transporter activity. Gene Ontology annotation, biological process: chemical synaptic transmission; transmembrane transport. Gene Ontology annotation, cellular component: membrane. The coding region runs from base 740 to 2791 and encodes 683 amino acids. Lineage: Eukaryota; Metazoa; Chordata; Mammalia; Primates; Tarsiidae. The transcript is spliced from 13 exons. The record is from RefSeq and is a predicted model, not a curated record.
UGUUGGUUUGUUCUUAAGAACAGAUUUCACACACGCACACACCUGGUGGUUCUGGCUGAGGUUGUGAGUGUGUGCUUCUGUGUGUGCAGGGCGCCCCUCCGCGGGCGUGGGAGCCGUUUCUCAGGGACAGAGAGGAUUUGUUUAUGGAUGGGCUUUAGCGCAAGGAAAUGAGCGUGAUUUGUUUUGCAGGGCUGGGCGAGCGAGAGAGAGCCGCCAGGGAGGAGCGAGGCGCAGCCGCUUCUUCCGCAGACGGGCGGCAGAUCUCUCUCCUGUCCAGGGUUCAGCAGGGCUGAUGAAAUACGAUCCUUUAUCCAGAAAUCGCAGAUGCAAACUAGCUCCGUUUAAAGGGUAUAACCUUCAGUGGCAGUACAAAUCAGGACAGCACACAGCUGCCAGGUCCUGCUCGCUCCUUGUCAAGAAAAACAGCUGGAUCAAUUUCUAAUCAACACUUCCAAAUAUAACACCUCUGGCUCACUGAAGGAGACCAGAGUUUGAAACUUUCCAAAGACUUCCAAUAGAUAUUGAAUACAAAAACAUACUUAGGUUGUCUUUGCACAAAUCUGGUUGAUUUGAGAGACAAAGGAGGAGGAAAGAGGUGUAAUUUUCACCCAAGAAGUCACGGAGACAUAUUCCACAUUUAAAUCAGGUGAUGGAUGAUGGUUACUGAAGCAGCCCAAAACUCAACCACAGAGCAACAAAUAUAGCUUGAGAGGCAACAGGGCAGUCCCAGAACCAAGCAAUGGAUGACUACAAGUAUCAGGGCAACUAUGAGGGCUAUGCCCCCAGUGAUGGCUAUUACCGUGGCAAUGAGUCCAAUCCAGAGGAAGAUGCGCAGAGCGAUGUCACAGAAGGCCAUGAUGAAGAAGAUGAGAUCUAUGAGGGCGAGUACCAGGGCAUCCCUCACCCAGAUGAUGUCAAGGCCAAGCAGGCCAAGAUGGCACCCUCCAGGGCAGAUGGCCUUCGAGGUCAGACAGACCUGAUGGCUGAGAGGAUGGAAGAUGAGGAGCAGUUGGCCCACCAGUACGAGACCAUCAUGGAAGAGUGUGGCCAUGGUCGCUUCCAGUGGAUCCUCUUUUUCGUCUUGGGUUUGGCCCUAAUGGCUGAUGGGGUGGAGGUGUUUGUGGUGAGUUUUGCCCUGCCCAGUGCAGAGAAGGAUAUGUGUCUGUCCAGUUCCAAGAAAGGAAUGCUUGGGCUGAUAGUCUACUUAGGAAUGAUGGCAGGGGCCUUCAUCCUGGGGGGUCUGGCUGAUAAACUGGGAAGGAAGAGAGUCCUUAGCAUGUCUCUGGCCGUCAAUGCCUCCUUCGCCUCCCUCUCCUCAUUUGUACAGGGAUACGGAGCCUUCCUUUUCUGCCGACUCAUCUCAGGCAUAGGUAUUGGGGGCUCUCUGCCAAUAGUUUUUGCCUAUUUUUCUGAAUUCUUGUCUCGGGAGAAACGAGGAGAACACCUCAGUUGGCUGGGCAUCUUCUGGAUGACGGGAGGACUCUAUGCGUCUGCCAUGGCCUGGAGCAUCAUCCCACACUACGGUUGGGGCUUCAGCAUGGGGACCAAUUACCACUUCCACAGCUGGAGGGUGUUUGUCAUCGUCUGUGCUCUGCCAUGCACAGUGUCCAUGGUGGCCCUGAAGUUCAUGCCAGAGAGCCCAAGGUUUCUGCUAGAGAUGGGCAAACAUGAUGAAGCCUGGAUGAUUCUCAAGCAAGUCCAUGACACCAACAUGAGGGCUAAGGGGACCCCAGAGAAGGUGUUCACAGUUUCCAACAUCAAAACUCCCAAGCAAAUGGAUGAAUUCAUUGAGAUCCAAAGUUCAACAGGAACCUGGUACCAGCGCUGGCUGGUCAGAUUCAAGACUAUUUUCAAGCAGGUCUGGGAUAAUGCGCUGUACUGUGUGAUGGGGCCCUACAGAAUGAACACGCUGAUUCUGGCUGUGGUCUGGUUUACCAUGGCUUUAAGUUACUAUGGACUGACAGUUUGGUUCCCAGAUAUGAUCCGGUAUUUUCAAGAUGAAGAAUACAAGUCUAAAAUGAAGGUGUUUUUCGGUGAGCACGUGUACGGUGCUACGAUCAACUUCACGAUGGAAAAUCAGAUCCACCAACAUGGGAAACUUGUGAAUGAUAAGUUCACAAGGAUGUACUUUAAACAUGUGCUCUUUGAGGACACAUUCUUUGACGAGUGCUAUUUUGAAGAUGUUACAUCUACUGAUACCUAUUUCAAAAAUUGCACCAUUGAAUCAACCAUGUUUUAUAACACAGACCUCUAUGAGCAUAAGUUUAUCAACUGUCGGUUUAUCAACACCACCUUUCUGGAGCAGAAGGAGGGCUGCCACAUGGACUUGGAACAAGAUAAUGACUUCCUGAUUUAUCUUGUCAGCUUCCUGGGCAGCCUGUCUGUCUUGCCUGGGAACAUCAUUUCUGCCCUGCUCAUGGAUAGAAUUGGAAGGCUCAAAAUGAUUGGUGGCUCCAUGCUAAUCUCAGCAGUCUGCUGCUUCUUCCUGUUUUUUGGCAACAGUGAAUCUGCGAUGAUCGGCUGGCAGUGCCUGUUCUGUGGGACCAGCAUUGCAGCCUGGAAUGCCCUUGAUGUGAUCACAGUGGAACUGUAUCCCACCAAUCAGAGGGCAACAGCUUUUGGCAUCCUCAAUGGAUUAUGCAAAUUUGGCGCUAUCUUGGGAAACACCAUCUUUGCUUCUUUUGUGGGGAUAACCAAAGUGGUCCCCAUCCUUCUGGCUGCUGCUUCUCUGGUUGGGGGUGGCCUGAUUGCUCUUCGACUGCCAGAGACUCGAGAACAGGUCCUGAUGUGAACAACCUAUGGGGGAAGAAGAGUUGAAAGAAUCUUUUCCAGGACACUUACAUGCAUCCACACUUCCUGCCUAUCACUGUCCAGAGGACACCGUGGGUAGCACAGGAGGAGAAGUUGAUUUUUGUGACCCCUAGUUUAGGACCCACUUCAGCUGUCAGUAAGUUUGUAGCUCAGGUGACUGAUUUGGGGGUGUUCCGAACCACCCUUAGAAUCACAGAGCUGCAUGUUUGGCAUCAGGUCUUCCUAGACCCAGGGAAAGGGAGGACCUUCCAGUGAGUUCACAUACUAAGCAAGGAGUGUGCAUUUCCCUAAGUGAAGUGCAAAGACCUAUUUGCAUUUCAAAAGGAAUUUGAGGGUAAGAAGCACACAAGCUUAUUUACAAAACUCCUCAGAGCCCAGUGACUUAACAAAUCAACUUGGCUGGCAGUUAGAGUCAUUAUAUUAAGAUUGGACUUAAAGUACAGAAUACGUAUAUUUUUGCAUUUAAAAGUAUCACCUAUCAUAUUUUCCACCUGAAGAUUGGCACUGUUGCAUUGAUGAUACUCUAAUAUAGAAAACCAAAUAUGUGAGCUACAUCUAUAGAGAUCUACUUCCCCCCCCGAGUAUCAUAAGCUUUUCAUGAUGACUAGGUGAUAUAUUUAAGAAUGAUAUUUAUUUCUGUUUUGUUCUAUUCAAAGAAAUGUAAUGGAAUAAGUAUUCUGUAAAUGAGAUUUUAUAAAACUUUAUUUGGGGUUUAAUAUUCACAAAUGGUAUUUGCAAAUUUUCCAGCAUUUUAGCCAUAUUUUGGGAGAACUUGGUGUUUGAGGUCCCAGGAAAUUAGGUCUGAUCAAAUGAAAUGCAAGCACAAUUUCUUAUAGCCAUUUAACUUGCUGUCAAGAGGAUGCACUUAACAAACUCAUAUUGUACAGUUCAUGUAAUCCAGGCACUUUUCUUCGUGUGGGAAGAGUGAGAAGUUACUUUUCUCUCUUACACAGAUGACUUGUGAAAUGCAAGCUUACUGUCUUCAAUACUGGCAUUUGACUUAGCUGCUCACAUAGAAACAACAUGAGAUGUGUUCAGUGGCCUCUGGCACUAUCUUUGUAGGCAAGAAUCAAACAACAUGGGGACUGAGGGAGGUAUGGGGAAGUGUAACCACCGUUCUCCCAAGUGUAAAUACUUUCUGUUUGUUUUAGCAGUAAAACGAGAUCCACAUUGGUUAGGAUGUGCAAAAUCUAUGCUAUGUGCUCAGGGCUUUUGAAACAAAAGUCAUUGGAAUGGGAAUUAGGGAGCAUAGUGGGUGUCAAAUAUGUUUUUCUUCAGUGCUCUAAGAGAACUCAUUCCUGAAAUCCAUUUUGGAACAUCGACAGGAGUAUGGGUAGGGUGAGGAACCCAGAACAAACUGCUCUGGCAAUGGUCUUGGCUAAACGGAAGAGGAGCAACUUGCUAUCCGUGAGAACUCCCUAGCAAGGGAAGCGACAGUCAGCUAUGCACUCCUGCCUUUGGAGGUGAACUUGAACUUGCCCAGGCCAGAUGAAUAUCAAUCUGCAAGAAAUAGUUCUUUGAGCUGAUUUACAGCGCUCUUAAUGGCUGUAAAGUGCCACACUUUUCCUAUCAAGAUCUCUAAAAAUAUAAAACAGAAUAAUGGCUGCAUGGAGUGUUUUCUCAAUUUUGUAGAAAAGCUGAGGUCCUGUGGUAGCUUCAGGUCAUCUUUCUGUAAUUUUCUGUUAACAGGUCAGCAGGGGUAAAUUUUAUGACACUUUUCCAUCCUCAACUUGAGGUCAGUUUUAAUGGUUAAAAUAUUGACUCUGCUUCUGUUGACCCCUACCUCUUUAUUCGUACCUCCUCCCCCCCUUUUUUUUCUGUACAAGGAAGAUGUAUCAACUCUGAUUUGACACCCUGAUUCCCCCAAGUAUAUAUAUAUAUAUAUAUAUAAAUAUAAAUAAACAUACUACUGUGUAUUCAUGUUUCUGUAAGUGUUUUAUAGGAGUUACCUAACAUAAUGCUAUGUCAAUAAUGGAAGGCCCGAUGUAAUAUAGCUGUAAUAUACUUUCCAUAUGAAAUACAGUGGCUAGGUUCAUAAAAGAGAACUGUGUAAAUAUGGGAUUACCACAUCUCCUAUAACCCUCUUAUAACUAAUUCUUCAAUGAGAUAAUACAAUUCAAUGAGAAGCUAAUACUUAAGAAAUUUACAAGACAGAGCCUGCAUUUCUAGUUAUGAUGGAUAUUGUAAAUUUAAAAUCUGAUUAAUUCUUGAGUGACGGGGUGGCUGCAAUAACUUGGGGGCUAACUCCAUUUGGUUUCCAAGUUCUAACUUCCACAUUACCUUUAUGGCUCCUUAAACCAACCACCUAACCAACCAAGGGCAAUUCCCAUCUCAUCCAUCACUUAGGUUUUUGUAAAGGAUGCAGCCAAGCUCUGCAGACAUUUCCUGUGAAGGAUUGUCUGGCACAGGUAACUGGCCACUUCUUAAAUGCUGUCAUUCCUGCUGAGAUAAAUGCAUCUUUAAAAAUAGUCUUUGUGGCAGGUCAUUGAGGGAUAAUGUACAGCAUUCCUGGCCAUGUGCUUCUUUUUCAUUUCAUGUUCUACCCUGAGAAACUCCUGAUGUCAGCCAUGGAGGGCAGAAAGGAUGAAGCUUUCCUUUGCUGGGCAAAUCUGUUCACAGUUCAUGAUGAUGUAUUUUAUGAUGCCCAGUUUAGGAGUAGUUGCUUUCCGUCGUCUCAACUUUAUUGUGUCAUCUCUUGAUGCUGAUUUUUGAUCUUUUGUUUUAUUAAAAAUAAUUAGUGAAAGAGGUGUGCCUAUUUGUGACAUUUGUAGCACAUUAGCCUGAGGUCAUGUAAUGAAAAACCCCAAACCCAUGGUUCCCUGCUAUCUUGUGUGAGUUCAUUAAAACUAAUAAUAAAAAUAACUGCAAACAAA